Molecule: messenger RNA, 2809 nt
Organism: Loxodonta africana (African savanna elephant)
Lineage: Eukaryota; Metazoa; Chordata; Mammalia; Proboscidea; Elephantidae
Gene: DNAI2
Product: dynein axonemal intermediate chain 2
Exons: 11
Coding region: 132-2120 (662 amino acids)
Biological process (GO): outer dynein arm assembly; cilium movement
Cellular component (GO): outer dynein arm
Molecular function (GO): dynein light chain binding; dynein heavy chain binding
Source: RefSeq, a predicted model, not a curated record
UCAAUCCAUAACAGACCCCUUACCCCUCACCAGAUUGAGACCCUGGGGAUGCCCCUGGUGAGACCCAUGGAGACUGGCAGCAGCAAGGCCGGGCCCUCCCACACCUGUCCUCUGCCCUCACAGCCAGCACCAUGGAGAUCGUGUAUGUGUACCUCAAGAAGCGCAGCGAGUUCGGAAAGCAAUGCAACUUCUCAGACCGCCAGGCUGAGCUGAACAUCGACAUCCAGCCCAACCCCGAACUGGCUGAGCAGUUCGUGGAGCGGAACCCUGUGGACACGGGUAUCCAGUGCUCCACCAGCAUGUCGGAGCAUGAGGCCAACACAGAGCGGUUCGAGAUGGAGACUAGGGGGGUUAACCACGUCGAGGGGGGCUGGCCCAAGGAUGUGAACCCCCUGGAACUGGAGCAGACGAUCCGCUUCCGGAAGAAAGUGGAGAAGGAUGAGAAUUACAUUAACGCCAUCACGCAGCUCGGCUCGAUCAUGGAGCACUGUAUCAAGCAGAACAAUGCCAUCGACAUCUAUGAGGAGUACUUCGAUGAUGAGGACCCGGUGGAGGUGACAGAGGAGGCCCCUUCCGCUAAAACUAUCAAUGUUUUCAGGGAUCCCCAGGAAAUCAAACGGGCAGCCACGCAUCUCUCCUGGCACCCCGAUGGCAACCGGAAGUUGGCGGUGGCAUAUUCUUGCUUGGAUUUUCAGCGGGCACCUGUAGGCAUGAGCUUUGAUUCGUACAUCUGGGACAUGGAAAACCCCAACAAACCUGAAAUUGCCUUGAGGCCAUCUUCGCCCCUGGUCACCUUGGAGUACAACCCCAAGGACUCCCACGUCCUCCUGGGAGGUUGCUACAAUGGGCAGAUUGCCUGCUGGGACACCCGGAAGGGCAGCCUGGUGGCGGAGCUGUCCACCAUCGAGUUCAGCCACCGGGACCCUGUGUACGGCACCAUCUGGUUGCAGUCGAAGACGGGUACUGAGUGCUUCUCAGCCUCCACAGACGGGCAGGUCAUGUGGUGGGACAUCCGCAAGCUAAGCGAGCCCACUGAGGUGUUGAUCAUGGACAUCAGCAAAAAGGAGAUGCUGGAAAACGCCUUGGGCGCCAUCUCCCUGGAGUUCGAGUCGACCUUGCCAACCAAAUUCAUGGUGGGGACAGAGCAGGGCGUUGUCAUCUCCUGCAACCGCAAGGGCAAGACGCCCGCCGAGAAGAUUGUGUGCACCUUCUCUGGCCACCACGGCCCCAUCUACGCCCUGCAGAGAAACCCCUUCUACCCAAAGAACUUCCUUACCGUCGGGGACUGGACGGCCCGCAUCUGGUCUGAAGACAGCCGGGAGUCAUCCAUCAUGUGGACCAAGUACCACAUGGCUUACCUCACCGAUGGCGCCUGGAGCCCCUCAAGGCCGGCAGUUUUCUUCACCACCAAGAUGGAUGGAACCCUGGACAUCUGGGACUUUGUGUUCAAGCAGUGUGACCCAGCCCUCACCCUGAAGGUAUGUGAUGAAGCCCUCUUCUGCCUCCGGGUGCAGGACAACGGGUGCCUCAUUGCCUGUGGCUCCCGGCUGGGGACAACCACCCUGCUGGAGGUCUCGCACGGGCUCGCCACCCUCCAGAGGAAUGAGAAGAACAUAGCGUCUUCCGUAUUUGAACGUGAGACCCGAAGGGAGAAGAUCCUGGAGGCCAGGCACCGGGAGAUGCGGCUGAAAGAGAAGGGCAAGGCUGAGGGCAAGGAGGAGGAGCUGAGGGAGGAGGAGACUGCCACAGACCUGGAGGGGCUGGUCACCAAGGCUGAGGAGGAGUUCUUCGAGGUCAUCUUCUCGGAGCUGAAGAGGAAGGAGAAGGAUGCUAUGAAGAAGAAGCAGAAGCCUGUAGGGUCACAGCAGGGACCGUUGGGCCACAGCAGGGACUGUUGGGCUGGGGGUAGGGAGCCGUGGCUCCUGGGCUCCGCUCUGCUUGCUCACUUCCAGGAACGCCUUGAGCCUUGCUCAAACUUUGCAGGGUGGACCUUAAUUUGUCCAUCUGGCAAAUGGGAAAAAUUGUUGCAAUCCUCCAGAGGGAGCUUAAGUCUCCAAACAGACUUUAGCCUCCUUGAGGGCAGUUACCUCCCCAAGGCAAACCUGGAACAUGCACGCUGACCUACUGAGUGAGGAUUUUGGGGAUAAGUGAGCUAUUGGGUAUGAGCGAGCUUUGAGGUCCCCAGAACGCCAUGGGGUGUGUUGUCCUAGCUCCCCUAAGCCUGGUGUCAGGGAUGUGACUUGAUUUAGCUCAUCUGCCCAUGGCCCCAGCUUGUAGCUUAUCACCUGGGCUGGUCACUUAGCUUCUUGGUUCUUUAGUUUUCCAUCUGGAAAAUGAGAAGAUUGAGCUACAAAGAUGGUGUCUGCCUGCCUCCCAGACCCUCUUGUACCAGGGAACAGAGAAAGAAAGGACAGUGUCGGGAUGGGCCAUUGCCUUUAGGGGCCCGCAGACAUGAUGCCAAGAUGUGACAAGCAAAAAAACAGCAUGGAAAGGAAAAGAACAAGCGAGCGUACGCCAGUAUCUCUCCUUGUGAGCAGGGCUGGCCACAGAAUUAGCAGGGCCUAGUACAAAAUGAGACUGGGGGGGGCCUUAUUAAAAAAAAUUAUGAACAAUUUCAAGACGGAAAUAGCAGAGCAUUAAACCAAGCCUGGGGUCCUUCCAAGCGAGGGGCCAUGUGUGACUGUGCAGGGUACAUGUUUCCUGUGUUGGGCCCUGAAGCCUGUUAUUUCUGAUCUUAGUCUCAGCCAUGCCAGGUGUCAGGCCAGCCUUACAGCUGAGGUGCUGGGACUCAGGAAGGAGCUAGCCCAAG